UCAUCCAUGGCAAAAUACACUUCUCUUUUCAUACUUACAUGGCUAUUUGCCUAUUGCAUUUCAAAAAAUAUUGCACAUUCAUCUCAUCAUAAAACUCAAAACAAAACGUCACCACAUUCUAACAUCCCUACAUAUCCUCGCCCAACUAGCAAGUUGAUGAACAAAAUCGACUCAUGUUGGAGGCCCGACCCAAAUUGGAUCCUAACCCGGAAAAAAUUAGCCGAUUGUGCCAUAGGAUUUGGCAGUGGAGCCAUGGGAGGGAAGAAUGGGGCUAUAUACGUCGUAAAUGACCCGUCUGAUGAUCCGAUUAACCCUAAAUCGGGUACGCUCCGUUAUGGUGCAAUCCAAGCCCAACCACUAUGGAUCAUAUUCGAAAGCGACAUGGCUAUUACUCUUGAAAACGAGUUGAUCGUGAAUAGUUAUAAGACCAUUGAUGGUAGAGGGUUCCGCGUAGAGAUAUCAAACGGGCCGUGCAUUACUGUCGAGGGCGUGAGCCACGUUAUAGUCCAUGGGCUUAGCAUCCACGACUGCAAGCCCGGGAAGCCCGGCUUGGUCCGGAGUAGCCCGGAUCAUGUCGGGCAUAGGCUUGGUAGCGAUGGAGAUGCUAUUACUAUUCUUGGUUCGUCCAAUAUAUGGAUCGAUCAUUGCUACCUUGCUAGUUGCACAGAUGGUCUCCUUGAUGUCACACAUGCAUCUAAUUUUGUUACUCUUUCCAACAAUUACUUCACUCAGCAUGACAAGGUGAUGUUGUUGGGACAUAACGAUGAAUUUACAGAUGAUAAAAUCAUGAAAGUGACGGUAGUUUUUAAUCACUUUGGCCCUGGAUUGGUGCAAAGAAUGCCAAGAGUUCGAUACGGUUACGCCCAUGUAGCCAACAACAGGUACGAUGAGUGGAUAAUGUAUGCCAUUGGUGGGAGUGCCGAUCCAACUAUACUCAGUGAGGGGAAUUAUUUUGCAGCUUCCAAUCAACCUCAUGCUAAAGAGGUGACAAAACGCGAGACGAGGAACAAUUGGAAGAGCUGGAAAUGGAGAUCCACGAAGGACGUAUUCAUAAAUGGGGCGUAUUUUGUGCCAUCAGGAUAUGGGAGUGUUGCUCCAAAUUAUUUGCCAUCACAAAACUUUGCAGUCGCUUUGGGAUCAAUGGCUCCUGCUUUAACAUCUGAUGCUGGCCCUCUCUUUUGUUCACCUCAUCAACAGUGCUGACCCUUCCACAAUCCCUACCAUGUCGUUUUCUAAUUUAAUUUCUCUACUUUGAAUUAUUCCAAUAUAUUUUUCCUUUGCUCCAGUUUUUUGGGGGUUGAGAAUGAGUUGCUGCUUGCCCCGUUGUAACUUUUUGAUAUGUUUGUGAUUUUAUGUAAAUGUCCUAUAUCGAUUUGGCAAAAGAAAUUAUUUAUAUAACUAUUAAUAAGUUUGGAGUA
Molecule: messenger RNA, 1418 nt
Organism: Salvia miltiorrhiza (redroot sage)
Lineage: Eukaryota; Viridiplantae; Streptophyta; Magnoliopsida; Lamiales; Lamiaceae
Product: probable pectate lyase 16
Exons: 4
Coding region: 7-1203 (398 amino acids)
Molecular function (GO): pectate lyase activity
Source: RefSeq, a predicted model, not a curated record